This is a messenger RNA of Athene cunicularia (burrowing owl), 3912 nucleotides long. It is a transcript of the gene ING4, whose product is annotated as inhibitor of growth family member 4. Gene Ontology annotation, biological process: positive regulation of apoptotic process; regulation of DNA-templated transcription. The record is from RefSeq and is a predicted model, not a curated record. Bases 2333 to 3085 code for a protein of 250 amino acids. NCBI's taxonomy places the organism in Eukaryota, Metazoa, Chordata, Aves, Strigiformes, Strigidae. Gene Ontology annotation, cellular component: nucleus. The transcript has 8 exons.
ACACUUUUUACAGGUUCUCCUUGCAUGGCUUGUGUUUCCCUCAUAUUAUGAGUGAAAAUGUGUAGUCAGCUGCAACUGAAGUCUUCUUUGAACAGAUAAUUCUGAAAAGUCAGACUGUGUAGCAUUUUUAGACAUUUCAAGAGGUGUGUUUGUAAUGACCUGGCCUUCUUGGCUUUAAUCUUUCUGCCUCAGUAAAUCUCUUGACCUUCAUUUUAUUGUUAAGGAAAGUGGGCUGCUCCACAGCAACAUUGUGAAAAAGCAUUAUAAUGUCACAUAACGAACACCUUGAAAAGCUGAUUGCCAAUUCAGUUUUCGUAUUGGGUUUUAGGUCGUGUAUGUGUGACUCUGUAUUGAGCAAAGAGGAAAAAAAAAAACCACCUUUGAAUCACUGCUCAGUCACUAGGAAUAACUGCCUCAUAUGAAAAUGUCAUGCGGUUAGGUAAUUAAAAACUGCAUUUUAAAAUGCACGAGCAGUCUGGCAGAGCUAUACAUACAGCCUCAGUUGUUUCAGUUCAUAAAUUUUGAGUCCUCUCAUUUGGACAUCUGAAGUUCUUUUCCAGGAGAUUUUUGUGGAACAGCCAAGUUAUCAAGGUGUCUGCCAGCUUCCUAGGUCUGGUAUUUCAGUAGCUUUCAAGUCCUUGCUGUAAUUUGAAACUGGGUUUAGACCUAGGAUUAGACAUGCCCUUGCCUUUGCUCUUAAACUGUUAAUUGCAAAGCAUAUCUGUCUGAAAUGUGUUAUGCUCCUAGCAGAUGUUUUUGCAGCAGAAAAAUAUGCACAUUCCUGCUGUGCUGAACAUCCUGACAGAGGAACUCUGUAUCUUGUCUGCUCUGAUCACCUUCCUUCCUUCAUCCUACUGAAGCUGCCCCUUCAAUGACUGUACUGAGCCAAAGGAUUCAGGGAGGAGGAAGAAGAGGAAUGAAUGUUUCUUGCUCCAGAUCUCUUCUUCCCAGGUGUUUUUAUUUGAGCAUGGCUCUUUCCUCAGUUCUCUUCAGUGGCUGAAGUUAAGCAUGAAGAGAUUUCCAUCUCUUCAAAUAUUGUUUUUGUGGUCUCUAAACCAUUUUGCGACUGCUUCUGAGAGGAGAAAGGAAGGUUCUGAAGUGCUUUCCCUCACACCAAGAAAGCAGUGCAGAUUUAGUAGGGGAAAAACUAUGGGUACAAAGGAGUUAGAGGUGUAGAAAUGAAUGGAAGAAGAAUAAGGAGGAAGAAAACAGUGUUUUGUGAUGAGAAGAUUGAAUGUGCAUGACGAUUCAUUAGAGGAGUUUGUGCUUGCUCAAACUUGAGUUAGUGUGCUUGGCUCACUAUCUGCUCUCGUACUAGAUUAGAAAUACUAUAGUGGAGGCUUUGAGGGGGAGAAAAGAAGGGUGACUAAUACAGAUUUUCUAGAAGAUGGGAUGCAAAUGCUGAGUUUUCUUCACAUUUGGAAUUUUUGGGAGGAUUGCAGAGCUUCUUUAUAAUGGGCAUUGUUGAAGUACACUUAUUCCGAAAACAGUCCCAGAUAGUUUUCUACAAGUCUGUUUAUAUGUGAAUGUGCCAUGAGUGUAGGGAUUGUCUUUAUAGUAGAGGGAACUGCUGUACAACUGCAUGUAUUUUCUACCAUCAGUGCUUCCCUGUUUACCCACCUAGUGGGUAUUGGAAUAAAGUAAGCCUAUUUAGUGACAAAACACAGAUUUAUCUUUUAUGGCAACAGAACCAAGGCAUGUACCUCUCCUCACCUCUCUGGUGCCUGAAUUUAUUUUGAAAUGCCUUCUCUGCUCACCUACCUGUGUUGAACUGCUGAGGAGGCAUCUGUGCAGUUGCUAACACAGCUGAGGUGAAUGGAAAGGUUGUGUUUGUGGGUAUGCUUCCUGAAGCAAUAAAACAACACCUUCCCUGAUGGUUCCAGCCAUGUGUCCACCACAUAUAUUCCUGCUGAUGAAGCUGUUGCUUUAUUUGCCUUGCUGAACAGGGAGCAUGCGUUGUUCCACUUGGGAAGUGUGUGCCAGACUGGAAGGAAGUUCAAAUUUCCUGAAUUUGAAUAAAUUACUGAAUAAAUGUCAGCAUAAAAUGUUGAUAAGGAAUGGUAACAAAACAAUAAAAAGUGUUUCCAUCUUCCCCCACCCCAAACCUUUGAGGACCUAGAUUCUGCCAACAUUUUGAAUCUGAAUUAGACCUAAAGGCUUGGGAGAGUCAUCAGCAGAGGGCUAGUAGCCUUGGUGAUCUUGAGAGGUAGAGAAAUGUUGCUGGCCUGUCUACUCAGAUGGCUGCUUGAUAUUAAUUCCGUUGUCUUGGAGGCCACCAGUCAGGACCCGUUCCAGGAGCUGACACUAGGACUUAUCUGCCUCAGUGAAGAGGAUGAUGGAGACAGCAGAUUUAGAUGAGGAGUCCUCAGCUGGUAUUGAGAACCUGCCGUUUGAAUUGCAGAGAAACUUCCAGCUUAUGCGAGAUCUGGAUCAGAGGACAGAAGACCUCAAGUCAGAGAUCGAUAAGUUGGCCACAGAGUAUAUCAGCAAUGCACGGACUUUGUCUUCGGAGGAAAAACUGGGGCUUCUCAAGCAAAUCCAGGAGGCCUAUGGGAAAUGCAAGGAGUUUGGGGACGACAAGGUCCAGCUGGCUAUGCAGACCUACGAGAUGGUUGAUAAGCACAUCCGGCGGCUGGACACAGACCUCGCUCGCUUUGAAGCAGACCUGAAGGAGAAGCAGAUAGAGUCGAGUGACUAUGACAGUUCUUCCAGCAAGGGCAAGAAGAAGGGCCGAGCCCAGAAAGAGAAGAAAGCUGCCCGUGCUCGCUCUAAAGGGAAGAACUCUGAUGAGGAAGCACCAAAAACUGCCCAAAAGAAAUUGAAGCUUGUCCGCACUAGCACAGAGUAUGGGAUGCCUUCAGUCACCUUUGGAAAUGUGCACCCUUCAGAUGUAUUGGAUAUGCCUGUGGACCCCAAUGAGCCUACUUACUGCCUCUGCCACCAGGUCUCCUAUGGGGAGAUGAUCGGCUGCGACAACCCUGAUUGUUCCAUUGAAUGGUUUCAUUUUGCCUGUGUGGGUCUGACAACAAAACCAAGAGGAAAAUGGUUCUGCCCUCGCUGUUCCCAGGAGAGGAAGAAGAAGUAAAAUCCCACGAGCCCUCAGUACUGCUGCAGGAGCUCUCUUCCCCCUGCCAGGGCCUCGUCCCAGCUCCCCCAGCCCUUGGGGCCUUGGCUGGGGGGAGUCUUUACCUUUUUGUGGUUUGGGCCAUCCCUGGAAUGGUGUGUACCCUCACGGCGGUUCCUGUGUGUUCUGUAUCCCUGGUUGCUCCAAAACCCUAAAGGAAGCCCUCUCUGUACUAUUCCAAACAGGUCUCUGAACCUCAAAGGGAAUGAAUGAGGGCACCAGGGUAGCCACCAGAUUCCCGGGGAUUCAGGUAGCCCCUGAUUUUCCUUGGCUUUCCUUCAAACUCCUCAAAGUUCAUUGCCUACUCUCUGCUUAGAGAACAAGGCUAUGGAAUGGGGGAAGGAAAGGAGGUAAGUCUUCAGCAUUUUAGGUCUUUGAUUUUCCUGGAUCUUUUCCAGGAGAGAGGGAGUAACCAGGCCACUUCUUAAUCUAGUGGGCUGGUUGAGAGACUGAAAAUCUAAUGUACUGCCUAUCUUUAACCAUUCCACUACUGGUAUUGAGCAGCCUCUUUUGUUGGGGAGAGGAGGAGGAGGAGGGAGUGUUUAGAGCUAGCUUUGUCUCUCUUAUUCCUGGGGUAAACUUGCUGGUCUGGGAAGUACAUUGUGUGAAGGAGGAAGAAUUUCUGACCACAUGGGUAGAAAUGGCUUGAUCUAGCCUGUCUUCUGGCUCCAAAAUUCUGCCUUCCUUUUGUGCAGUGGUGCUUCUCCAUUAUGUUGAUGAUGGGAAGUUUGGGGAUUCAGAUCCCACUUGUAUAAUACAGAAUUAAAUAAAAUUCAUUGAAACAAAUA